Ilex paraguariensis (yerba mate) is the source of this 400-nucleotide messenger RNA. The record is from the annotation of a GenBank genome assembly. Lineage: Eukaryota; Viridiplantae; Streptophyta; Magnoliopsida; Aquifoliales; Aquifoliaceae.
AUGGGAAAGGAAGCCAUGCCUGGUUUUGUGCUACUGUUCUUGUUGUUGUUGUUAAGAGUAUUGAUACACUCAGACGCUGACGAAGAAGGAUUCGACGUUCGCCAACAUCUCUCAACUGUCUCUAGAUAUGAUGUUGUGAAAGACAUUUCUGACAAUUCUUUUGUUCCUUCCAAGAUUCCAGAUCAAUGUACUCCUAUCCAUUUAAAUCUUGUGGUAAUCCUCACUUACAACCUCAGAACUGAUAUUGGGAAUGGCUAGUAUUUAGAGUGUGUGCAUAGGUUAGAGAAUUGAACACUAUUAAUUGUUGAAGUAUAUAUAUUUAAGUUACACCCUCUCCAAUAGGUUAAGCAUUUGGAGUAGAUGGUUGUUUAACAUUAACAAGUGCCACAGCCUUAAAUUC